UGUACCAUUAGCCUACGGCAGGGGGUUACACAAACGAUCAUUAUUUCACUUUAGCCAACGAAUUCUGUUAGUGACGUAUAAAUCGCAACUUAUAAUACAUUUAAAGAAAUUGGAAAUCUGUCAAAAGCCUUUUAUUAGUUCGAGCCUAGAGACAACGUCAGUUUGCACAUUUAGACUCGUCUGGUUUUGCAUACAGCGGAAGCUCCAGUUGUUGUCCCAGCUAUGAGGUGUUUUCAUCGUCAAUACUAAAGUAAAAUAAGCAACCAGAGAAAAGGAAUCUACGUCUUAUACACCCUACCAUGGAUAUAAGGGUUCAUAUGAAUACAUCCUUUCCAGUGCUUUGUAUCCACAACCUGUUGGGACAUUUAUGAUUCUCCAAUAUAAUAGAGUACACCAAGAUCCUCAACAAACAAAGCCCAAUUGCUGCUCAAUUAUCUGAUUUUGUUUCUCUUUCUGUUUUAUUUUUAUUCACCCCCAGUAUACUAGUGCCAUUUAUUUAGAAAUCUUACAUAUAAUUAUUAAAAAAGGUGUCUGGAUAGUUUUACAGUAUUAUUCUUACCACAUUGUUGGUAUAUUUAUUAAAUUGGAUUCAAACAAAAAUGUCACAUUGCUUAAGCAAGGCUGAUCAAGAAUUGUCUGACAGAUAAAUACAUACAGUCUAUGUAUACAGUGCAUGUAUAUGCUUUAAAGUAUGGAAGGAGACAUGCCGCAAGAAAGAAGAGGAGAUGCUGCCACAGACUGUGACACUAGUAUCAAUUCCUCCCUUCCUCAGUCAGGAUCUAGUAUGGACGAUGUGGAUAUUGUAGACACUCAGUAUUCAAUGCAAAGCGUGCCUGAAGCAAACAGUGCCCAAACAUCAGUGACACCAACUGACUGUGUUCCAGAAAUUGAAAUCAAACUGGAAUCAAGUGACGAGGAGGAGGGUGGUGGAGUAAAGUUACAAAGUUCCUGUUCUAAACAAAGUGAGAGUGUUAAAGCUCACCUUGACAGUGAAAACUCUAGAAGAGCACCCAAUGAUACGCACAGUCCUUCAAUUUUCAGACCAGCCAGGAAGAGGAAAGUUACCUCAGAGGUCUGGCAGUUUUUUUAUCGAGAUGCCACAAACAUCUGCAGAGCCAUUUGCAGUCUCUGUAGAAUGAGCGUUAGCCGGGGGAAAUUGGGAGGAAACUUUGGAACCACUGCAUUGAAGCGUCAUUUAGAGAGCAAGCACCCAAUAGAGUGGGGACAACGGAAAUCUAUGAGACUGCAGAGACCAGAUGCUGUGGAAGAAGAAGAGGAGGAAACUUUUGAGGAUGAGGAAGAGAAGGAAGAGCAAUUUGAAAAAAUUACAAUUCAGGAAGCAUCAUAUGACUCUCCAAGUACCUCUAGUACUCAUAUUACUAUGGCAAAACCUUUAAAGGCUCCAAAUUCUCUUAGAACAUAUGAGAUUAGUGAUUCCAGUGAUGAAGAAGGGGAUAAAGGCAGAGAUGAAAAAGACUCUUUGGAAUAUGGGGAGGGAAGCAAAAGAAAGAGAAUGAUGCUUGCUCAGGACCAAUGCAGGGAAACAGACUCUUUCUCCAGUUAUACCAUUGAUUCUAUUAAUCCUCCUCUGGAACCUGUAGCACAACAGCAGCAUUCCUCACAAUUCAGUUUCCCUGACUAUCAUCUUAUACCACCAGGUAGCAGAAAAAGGAAGUCUACAUCUGCUGUUUGGCAGUUUUUCUAUAUUGAUAGAACAAACAUCUGCAGAGCUAUCUGUACUCUUUGCAAAACCAGCGUAAGCCGAGGAAAAAUAGGAGGACAUUUUGGAACUUCAGCACUAAUGCGCCACCUUGAGGGAAAGCACCCUGUAGAAUGGGGAAGAGGCAAAAUCAACAAACCAAAGAGUAUCAAUGUAGUAGAGGUGGAAGAGGAUGAGGAUGAGGAGGCAGAUUAUCAAUUGGAACAGAUUUAUCCUCAGCCAGUGGUUCCUUUUCUAAAUUUUAAAUCGCCAUGUUUUCCUCAAUAUUCUGAUUUAUCUCACAAUGUCCCUUCUUCAGUUCCUGUAGUACCCUUACAAUAUAAUACUAAUGAUAAAGAAGACGUUUUUAAGGAAAUUGCCAACAAUUGUGCAACUGUUACAUUUGCCUCUUUACAAGAUGAACAUAUGUCAUCAAUGAGAAAUGAUCUGAAUGAAGAUGGAAAGUAUACCCCAAAUCACCCAAAGGCGCAGUCAUGGAACAGGAAUAUUGCAGAGCUCAUGUGUGGGAUGGGACUUUCCUACUCUUUCAUUGCUUCAAAAGCUUUUCGUAAAUUUAUGGCAAGAGCAGACCCCCGAUAUUGUGUGCCGUCAAAAUCCUUUCUCUCUGGUAAGGCAAUUCCUCAACUGUAUGAAGCAGUGUGUGAGAAAGUGGUAUGUGAAUUAAAAAGAUCUGAAAACCCACACAUCCACAUAGCUACUCAUAUGUGGAGCAGUGAUCUUACUAUGGAUUAUUUGGCUCUGACUGCACAUUGGGCAGUUUUAAAUGCAGAUUCUCAGCCUUCCAGUAAAAGGAAGUAUGCAGUAUUAUUCAUAAAACGAUUCCCAAAAGACUAUACCGAAGGCAAUAUCCAACAAGAACUCUUUCGGCAAGUGAAUUUAUGGCUUUCUCCUAAUGCCUUGAAUCCUGGAUUUUUCAUCUCUGGUGGAGACAUGAAUCUAGUACAUGCUAUUAAGGGUGCUAAUUUUACAUUUAUACCAUGCUUUGCGCAUUCCUUAAAUUCCCUUGUAGUGGACUUUCUGCAGAGCAAUCGACAUAUAAACAAUAUGCUUGGGUUAGUUAGAAAGGUCUGUAGUCACUUUCUUCACUCUGCCAGGGCAAGACGAAUCCUGAGUGAGCUUCAGUACCAAUAUAACUUGCCAAAGCAUACUCUGAAACUUGAGACAGUGCCACAUUGGACAUCCACAUAUUAUAUGUUGCAAAGGCUUCUUGAACAGCAAAAAGCUGUCCAAGAGUACCUAGGAACACACAAGCUAGAAACCUCUGACAUAGUUGUCACAUCCGUUCAUUGGAACCUUAUAGCUUCUUUGGUAGAUCUAUUGCAACCAUUUGAGAUGGCUGCCCGUGAAGUUAAUUCAAAUGAUUCUUCUUUGAGUCAAGUACUGCCAGAAGUUCGAUACCUCCACAUUUUCCUUAAGCAAAUCAGAAGCCAUUUUGAAAGUAAGGGAGAUGCUAAUGGAGUUGUUCUGGCUGAUAGUUUUGCGUUAAAACUUUCAACAGACUAUGGAAUCAAUGAAAUGUUCCAGAGGGAAGAAUAUGUUCUAUCAACCUUAUUGGAUCCACGUUUCAAAGGAAGAAUUGAAGCAAUUCUGCCACCUGGUUCUGACAUUGAUCAUUGGAAACAAGUGCUUGUAAAGAAAGUUAAAGAAGUUAUGUCUUCAUCUUGCUCCUUAUAUUCACCCUCUGAUAUCUGCAAGAUGCCAAACACAACUGGGCAAUUCAUGAGAGACUAUGAUUCAGAAUCUGAGCUUCAAGGUUUCAAAAAUUUUGACAUGGAAGGAAUGAUGAGUACUGGACUUCAAUGGAGAAGAAGUGUGACAGCCCCACCACUAAUUCAGAAGGAGAAAUCUUUGAUUGAGCAUUUAGAGAAUGUUGGGCUUUUAGCGUCAAAGACCACUGGGGCUUCAUUAUCAACGGAGAGUCACUCUGCAUGUGUUAUGGUGGAAAAAUAUCUUCAUGAUAACAAAACUAUUGGAGCUAAAGAUGAUCCUCUAGUCUACUGGGAGAAGAGGAAGUGGCUUUGGCCAGCCCUGACAAGACUUGCCUUUAUGUAUCUCACAUGCCCACCUUCCAGUAUUUCUGCAGAACGUGUCUUUAACUCUCCACGUGCAUACAUGAAUAAGCAUAAAUUUAUGGACAUUAUGGAAGGCAUGGAACACAUAGUAUUUUUGAAGGUUAAUUUAGAAAACUUCCCCAACUAUACACCUCCACCUCUAAUCUUCUCUUCAGACAAUGAGACAGAGCAGAGUGAUAGUGAUGAAUCCUUUUAAAACUUUUAAAUUGCUUCAGUAUUGGCUUCAGCUGAGCAUUUUUGUAAGAGAUAAAUUGGAAAAAGUGAAGAAAUUAUGUCCUAAAAAUAAAAAUGAUUAUGUGAAUUUA
Bombina bombina (fire-bellied toad) is the source of this 4097-nucleotide messenger RNA. RefSeq names its product zinc finger BED domain-containing protein 6. The record is from RefSeq and is a predicted model, not a curated record. The coding region runs from base 692 to 3988 and encodes 1098 amino acids. The transcript is spliced from 2 exons. NCBI's taxonomy places the organism in Eukaryota, Metazoa, Chordata, Amphibia, Anura, Bombinatoridae. Gene Ontology annotation, molecular function: DNA binding; protein dimerization activity. Gene Ontology annotation, cellular component: nucleus.